Molecule: messenger RNA, 2814 nt
Organism: Gossypium raimondii (Peruvian cotton)
Lineage: Eukaryota; Viridiplantae; Streptophyta; Magnoliopsida; Malvales; Malvaceae
Product: tRNAse Z TRZ4, mitochondrial
Exons: 13
Coding region: 67-2784 (905 amino acids)
Biological process (GO): mitochondrial tRNA 3'-end processing
Cellular component (GO): mitochondrion
Molecular function (GO): 3'-tRNA processing endoribonuclease activity
Source: RefSeq, a predicted model, not a curated record
UCUUGGAAGAGAAGAAAGGUUUUGGAGGACACGUGAGGACUACGAAAGGAGGGAAGUGAAAACGGAAUGAACCGGUUUUUGUUAUUGGACUCCGGCCACCCAACCCGAAUGGAAAGCCCGUAUCCACAUCGAUACCAGCAGCAAAGCCGUGGUCGCUACCGGGGAAGGGAUUAUACAGUUUUCUCAGGUUGCUUUCGCCGUUGCUCUGUUCUUUGUCUGUCAAUGGUGAAAACUAAAGAAUUUAAGUUUAACGAAGCUAGGGCAAAGGGGACUGAUAGAAGUAGUAAGCCUACCGUCAUGAAAAAAUUUCCGCUCAAACAUCAUACUGCUAAUUCUACCAAUACUACUGCCUAUAUUCAGAUUUUGGGUGUUGGAAUGGAUACUCAUGAUACAAUGCCUUCAAUUUUACUUUUCUUUGACAGACAAAGGUUUAUCUUUAAUGCCGGAGAGGGCUUACAACGAUUUUGUGCUGAACAUAAGAUUAAACUGUCAAAGAUAGAUCACAUAUGUCUUUCCCGCGUCUGCUCAGAGACUGUUGGUGGACUUCCAGGUUUGCUUUUGACUUUGGCUGGCAUGGGAGAUGGAGUGCCUGUUAACAUUUGGGGUCCUUCAAAUCUCAACUUAUUGGUUGAUGCUAUGAAGUGCUUCAUCCCUCAUCAUUCGAUGGUUCACACCAAUCUCGUCUCUCAUACUGGCCCUCUUCAAAUAGACAGCUCUGCAGCAGUUGCAAGCAAGUUCAAAGAUGUCAAAAUAUCAGCCAUUCUCUUACAGCCAAAUGGUGUGGAAGGUUCUGAUGUGAAGCCAAGUGAUGUGUCAGUGAUAUAUGUGUGUGAAUUGCAUGAGAUUAAGGGGAAAUUUUACAAAGAAAAGGCGGACGCUCUUGGCAUAACAGUGAAGACAAAAUAUAAGGAAUUGACUCAAGGGAAAUCAGUCAAGUCAGAUUUGUUAGAUAUCACAGUUCAUCCAAAUGAUGUAAUGGGUGCUCCAGUCCCUGGUCCUAUUGUGAUUAUAGUUGACUGUCCAACUAGUUCCCAUGCACUAGAACUUAUCUCCACACAAUCUCUUACUGAUUAUUAUUCAGAUUCCAGUAAUCAAUCACAAAGCGGCAAGAUUGUCAAUUGUGUUAUUCAUUUAGGCCCUGCUUCUGUUGUAAAUAGUUCUCAUUACAAGAAAUGGAUGAAAAAUUUUAGUUCAGCCCAGCAUGUUAGGGCUGGACAUGUAAUGAAUGAAGUGCAGAAUCCAAUCCUAAAAUCAAGUGCAAGGAUCACAGCCCGACUUAAUUACUUAUGUCCUCAUUUAUUUCCACCUAUGUCUUCUUCUAUUCAGCACCCCAGUAGUACUGCAUCAGACUUCAAUUUCUUAUGUGAGGAUCCAACUUCAAAGCUUUGUGAUGGCAUCUUUGCAGAAAAUCUCCUAAAGGUCAGUUUAUUUUGCCAUGCUCAUCUUGGAUUAGAUAGAUCAAAUAUUCCAAGUCCACUGGCAGCAUCAGCAGCCAUUGAUGAAUUACUUUUAGAGAGUCCAGAUAUAGCAGAUGCAGCCCAACAUGUUAGCCAGUUGUGGCAGAAACCUGCAGAGACAAAAGAGUGUGCUAUCUCUAUUCAAGAUAGUAAAGUUAUGACUGACAAGCCAAUCCUGGAUGAAAAUAGUGUUCCUAGUUGUCUGGAAAAUAUACGAAGAGACGACCUAGAGGUUACAUUUUUGGGGACCGGUUCGUCACAACCUUCUAAGUAUCGCAAUGUUACUGCUAUUUAUUUCAAUCUUUUCUCAAAUGGAAGUUUGCUCCUAGAUUGUGGUGAAGGAACCCUGGCACAACUAAAAAGAAGAUAUGGCAUGGAGGGUGCGGAAAGUGCUGUGAGAAAUCUUGCUUGCAUUUGGAUUUCUCACAUCCAUGCUGAUCAUCAUGUAGGCUUAGUUCGGGUUCUUACUCUGAGACGCGAUUUGUUGAAGGGAGUGUCACAUGAUCCAUUAAUUGUUCUAGGGCCAUCACAGCUUAAACGUUUUCUGGAUGCAUAUCAAAGACUUGAAGAUUUAGAUAUGCAGUUCUUGGAUAAUAAAGCCACUACAUUAUUUUCAUGGGAAACUUUUGAGUUAGAUAAUGAAUCAAACAAAAACAAUGAAUUGGUUUUUGAAAGGGAUGAAGAUGUAAAGAAUGGUAACUUAACUUCAUGUAGAGAAAGUUGUUCGCAGGGCAGUUCAAAAAGAUUAAAACUAAGUGUUCCGGUUGCCAAAAUUGAAACUUUUGCUUUACUAAACCGUCUGAAGAAAGUUCUCAACGAAGCAGGAAUUGAAAGGCUCAUCAGUUUUCCUGUUGUGCACUGCCCAGAGUCAUUCGGUGUUGUCCUCAAAGCUGCUGACAGAAUAAACAGUAACGGAAAAGCAAUACCAGGUUGGAAAGUUGUGUACUCCGGUGAUACUCGACCAUGCUCGGAAAUGAUAGAAGCAUCUCAGGGAGCUACUAUUCUUAUACAUGAGGCAACUUUUGAGGAUGGCAUGGCAGGGGAGGCCAUAGCAAAGAAUCACAGUACAACAAAGGAAGCUAUAGAAGUAGGAAACUUGGCCGCCGCAUAUCGUGUCAUUCUUACACACUUCAGCCAAAGGUACCCAAAAAUCCCUGUAUUGGAUGAAAUAAGCAUGCACAAAACCUGCAUAGCUUUUGACCUAAUGACUAUAAACUUGGCUGAUUUGCAUGUGCUCCCUAAACUUAUUCCAUACCUAAAAUUACUUUUCAGAACUGAGAUGUUAAUUGAUAAUUCAGAUGAUCAUGUUGAAGAAGCUGGUUUAUAAUUGUAGGCAAUUUAAUUUUUUUUAAUUAAA